Molecule: messenger RNA, 1936 nt
Organism: Morone saxatilis (striped sea-bass)
Lineage: Eukaryota; Metazoa; Chordata; Actinopteri; Moronidae
Product: tubulin beta-4B chain-like
Exons: 5
Coding region: 191-1525 (444 amino acids)
Biological process (GO): mitotic cell cycle; microtubule cytoskeleton organization
Cellular component (GO): microtubule; cytoplasm
Molecular function (GO): GTPase activity; structural constituent of cytoskeleton; GTP binding
Source: RefSeq, a predicted model, not a curated record
GCCGCGGACUGAGGGAAGGGCGAGACAGAGGAGAGCUUACAACGCAGCCACAGCUCCUCCGCCAUUCAGACAGACUGUCCACUGAACCGGGAGGGCCAGGACCGAACAGCCGCAGAACCGGAGCCCGUCGUCCUCAUCAUCUUCCUCUGUCUCUCCAGCAGCUCUCUGUGACACACACCGCAGCGACAACAUGCGUGAGAUAGUGCACCUGCAGGCCGGACAGUGCGGGAACCAGAUUGGAGCAAAGUUCUGGGAGGUGAUCAGCGAUGAGCAUGGCAUAGACCCAACUGGAACCUACCAUGGAGACAGCGAUCUGCAGCUGGACAGAAUCAAUGUCUACUAUAAUGAGGCUUCAGGUGGAAAGUACGUGCCUAGGGCCAUCUUGGUGGAUCUGGAGCCAGGCACUAUGGACUCUGUCCGCUCCGGCCCCUUCGGACAGAUCUUCAGACCUGACAACUUUGUCUUUGGCCAGAGCGGAGCCGGUAACAACUGGGCAAAGGGCCACUAUACAGAGGGAGCCGAGCUGGUGGACUCGGUCCUGGAUGUGGUGAGGAAGGAGGCUGAGAGCUGCGACUGCCUCCAGGGAUUCCAGCUUACACACUCCCUGGGCGGUGGUACCGGCUCUGGUAUGGGGACUCUGCUCAUCAGCAAGAUCCGUGAGGAGUACCCCGAUCGUAUCAUGAACACCUUCAGUGUGGUGCCAUCUCCUAAGGUGUCAGACACUGUGGUGGAGCCCUACAAUGCUACCCUGUCUGUCCACCAGCUGGUUGAGAACACAGACGAGACUUACUGCAUCGACAACGAGGCCCUGUAUGACAUCUGCUUCCGCACCCUCAAACUCACCACACCCACAUAUGGAGACCUCAACCACCUGGUCUCUGCCACCAUGAGUGGGGUGACAACCUGCCUGCGUUUCCCCGGCCAGCUCAACGCUGACCUCCGCAAACUGGCCGUCAACAUGGUGCCGUUCCCUCGUCUGCACUUCUUCAUGCCCGGCUUCGCCCCGCUCACCAGCAGGGGCAGCCAGCAGUACAGAGCCCUCUCUGUGCCUGAACUUACUCAGCAGAUGUUCGAUGCCAAGAACAUGAUGGCCGCCUGUGACCCGCGCCACGGCCGCUACCUGACCGUGGCCGCCGUGUUCCGCGGCCGCAUGUCCAUGAAGGAGGUGGACGAGCAGAUGCUGAACGUGCAGAACAAGAACAGCAGCUACUUCGUGGAGUGGAUCCCCAACAACGUCAAGACGGCGGUGUGCGACAUCCCUCCCCGCGGGCUCAAAAUGGCCGCCACAUUCAUCGGCAACAGCACGGCCAUCCAGGAGCUCUUCAAGCGCAUCUCUGAGCAGUUCACCGCCAUGUUCCGCCGCAAGGCCUUCCUCCACUGGUACACUGGCGAGGGCAUGGAUGAGAUGGAAUUCACUGAGGCGGAGAGCAACAUGAACGACUUGGUGUCCGAGUACCAGCAGUACCAGGAUGCCACGGCUGAGGAGGGAGAGUUUGAGGAGGAAGGAGAGGAGGAGGUGGCCUAAGGCUUAAAAAGCACUCCUCAUUUCUCACCUGCACUCGUCAUAACUACAUCAAUCCACCCACUUCUUUCAUUCCUACUCUGCUCUUUUUCUCUUUCUCUUUCCCUUUCUUUUCUUGUCAUGGUACUCUCCGUUGUCCGCUCUCUUAUCCCUGUAUUCCCUCUGCCUCUCCCCCUCCCUCCAGCCAGAGUAGGAUUUACAACACUAAACUGUCUCUCCCAUCUCAGUGCUCAUGUAGAGGUAGCUAACACAGGUGUGCUUGUGGUCUUUUGUCCGUAGCUUUCUGUUUAUGUUCAUUUAUCAUCAUCAGUCAAACAGUACCUGGGCAAAGUAUUCAAUGAAACUGUUCAACCCACGCAAUUUUGAUCACUUGUCUAAUUUGGCAUUGGUUGAAAUAAAUCUGUUGGAAAAACA